Messenger RNA from Capra hircus (goat), 1207 nucleotides. RefSeq names its product keratin-associated protein 10-11-like. Bases 72 to 788 code for a protein of 238 amino acids. Gene Ontology annotation, cellular component: keratin filament. Lineage: Eukaryota; Metazoa; Chordata; Mammalia; Artiodactyla; Bovidae. The transcript has a single exon. The record is from RefSeq and is a predicted model, not a curated record.
CACACACACACACACACACACACACACACACACACUCACUCAAACCCUCUUCAAGCUCCUCCACCUCCACCAUGGCAGCCUCCACCCUGUCCAUCUGCUCCAGUGACCUGAGCUAUGACUAUCCAGAGAGCUGCUGCGAGCCCCCCUGCUGUGCCCCCAGCUGCUGCGCCCCGGUCCCCCGCCUGACCCUCCUCUGCGCCCCAGUGAGCUGCGAGUCCAGCCCCUGCUGCCAGCCAGCCUGCAGCAGCUCCUGCUCAGCCUCGUGCUGCCAGCAGUCCAGCUGCCAGCCUUCCUGUUGCACCUCCUCCCCCUGCCAGCAGGCCUGCUGUGAGCCUGUCUGCUGCAGGCCCGUCUGCUGCACACCUGUCUGCUGCACACCUGUCUGCUCUGAGGGUUCCCCGUGCUCAGCCCCCUCGUCCUGCUGCAGACCCUCCUCCUCCGUGUCCCUGCUCUGCCGGCCCGUGUGCCGCCCCGCCUGCUGUGUGCCCACCUCCUCUUGCCAGCCCAGUUGCUGCCGCCCGGCCUCCUCUCUGUCCCUGCUCUGCCGGCCCGUGUGCCGCCCCACCUGCUGUGUGCCCACCUCCUCUUGCCAGCCCAGUUGCUGCCGCCCGGCCUCCUCUCUGUCCCUGCUCUGCCGGCCCGUGUGCCGCCCCGCCUGCUGUGUGCCCACCUCCUCUUGCCAGCCCAGUUGCUGCCGCCCGGCCUCCUCUGUGUCCCUGCUCUGCCAGCCUGCAUGCUCCCGCCCGGCUUGCUAUGUCCCCGCCUUGGCCCUGGAGCCCUGCUGCUGAGUGUUCCUCUCAAGGUCAUCCCAAAGUGUGCGAACUCACAGUCAUCUGCAACCUUGGACUCCUUACUGAGAGCCUAGACAGCUUUCCCAUCACCUCCCCAGGCCCUGCCGUGAACGCCACCAGGUCACCCCUCCUGGGACUGGCACACCCACUUCUUCCAGUGCUGACUCCCCUCCCGCCACCCUGUCCUGGGUCAGCCUUCCCUCCACAGCCUGUGUUGGCAGCCCAGCUCUCCCAGGGGUUUGAGCCUCAUGUGGCAUGAAAGAAGAGAUGAUAAAUGCUUGGACUUGGUUUCUCACCCUCGUCCCCUGAGCUCUGGUGCAACCCCUGCUCCUCUACUCGUUCCUAAGCUGGUCUCAAUUUCUCCUCCCCUGUGAACUGUCAGUCCCUUCCAAUAAAUUCCUUUCCUGAUCAGUUUA